CAGAGAACAUCAGGGGACUAAUCAGAGAGGGAGAAAGACUACUCCAGGCUCUCUGAAACUCUUUCACCCCUUAAAAAAAACCCAAACCACUGGGCACUCUUUCUCUCUCUUUCUCCCUCACACACACACACACACUCUCUCUGUCCCCUGGGCCAUUUGCCUCUCUGCAUCAAGGAACUACAAAUUUGGACUUCAGCCUCUCCCAAAACAACACCACUGGAAACUGAGCAGCUCCACAAAACAGGAACCAUGAGCACAGAGAACAUGAUCCGAGACGUAGAGCUAGCAGAAGAAGCACUCCAAAGGAAAGCCAGGGGGCCCCAAGGCCCUGGACGCUGCCUCUGCCUCUCACUUACCUUCUUCCUUCUUCUUGCUGGGGCCACCAUGCUCUUCUGCCUGCUGCACUUCGGGGUGAUUGGACCCCAGAAGGAAGAGGAGUCCACAGAUUUUCUUGGCAUGAAACCUCUGACCCAGAGAGUCAGAUCCUGUCAGACUGAAAGUAACAAGCCUGUAGCUCAUGUUGUAGCUGAUCCACAGGCAGAGGGCCAGCUCCAGUGGUUGAGUAGGCGUGCCAAUGUCCUCCUGAGCAAUGGCAUGAAACUGGAAGACAACCAGCUGGUGGUGCCAUCCACUGGGCUCUACCUGGUCUACUCCCAGCUCCUUUUCAAGGGUGAAGACUGUGCCAGUGAACCCCUGAUCCUCACUCACACCAUCUCCCGGGUCGCACUGUCCUACCAAAACAAAGUCAGCCUCCUUGCUGCCAUCAAGAGUCCAUGCCAGAAGGCAGCCCAAGGAGCUAGGGAAGCCAGUCCCUGGUAUGAACCAACCUACCUGGGUGGUGUCUUCCAGCUUGAGAAAGGUGAUAAGCUCAGCGCUGAAACCAACUAUCCAAAAUAUCUUGACUUUGCUGAGUCUGGCCAGGUUUAUUUUGGGGUUAUUGCCCUUUGAGAGAAGAAGGGAAGUCAUACACCUGUCCCAUGCCCUUCCUCACCUUUCAUUCACCUUUAUCAAUAUUCCUCCAUGCCCAUUGAUUGCCUUCUUUUUUUGGGUCUGAAAAGUGAUUUAAAUACUGGGAACUUGAGUUUAGAACAAACUAGAAUAUGACAAAGGACAUUGAGAAAACAAGGGUCAGAAGAGUGCAAGUAGUAAUAUAAACUGAUAUUGGCUGCAUAUCAAGGACCAUAGAAAUAUAGAGUCCAGAGUAACAUAAAAAAUCCAUCAAGAAAUCUGUAUGCUGAAACCAAUUUGGAACCUAGACCGAAACUGGGAACCUAGGACCUAGAGUAGAGUGCCCAGCACACAAAACAAGCCUGACCUGAGAACCCUCUUUACUCUAGAACACUCCCUGAGGUAUAUAUCUGAUCUAGACCCUGAAAUGAAUCUAAAUCCAGAUCUUUCCUGUUCUAUUUAUUGUAAUGAGGAGCCCUGCUAUUUGCCCCCAGGGGUGGCUUCUAUUAUUUAUGACUAGAUAAUAUGUUUGUUUAUUUAUUUAUUUAUUUGUAUAUUUAUUUAUUAUUUAUUUAUUCUUGAAUAUAUUUAUUAAGAAGGUUAGCAUUCAUGGGGAACCCAGAUGUUGAGGUUUCCCCAGCUCAGGAGUAUUUUCUGUGAAAAUGGAACCGAACCAAGGCUUCUAUCCUGGCCCCUUGUCCACCCUCCCAUCUUCCUAUUUAAAAAAAAAAAACAUCUGAUCUGAUUACAUUGCUGAUUUAGUGGCUGUAUGUCGCUGUGUCUCUAAACCUCUGCUCCCCAGGGGAGCCGUGUCUGUAAGCGCCCUAUAUGUUAGUGGCGAGAAAUAAACUUUGCUUUGAAAACA
Vombatus ursinus (common wombat) is the source of this 1813-nucleotide messenger RNA. RefSeq names its product tumor necrosis factor (gene TNF). Gene Ontology annotation, molecular function: cytokine activity; CD40 receptor binding; tumor necrosis factor receptor binding. The transcript is spliced from 4 exons. Gene Ontology annotation, biological process: immune response; positive regulation of transcription by RNA polymerase II; extrinsic apoptotic signaling pathway via death domain receptors. Gene Ontology annotation, cellular component: membrane; cell surface. The record is from RefSeq and is a predicted model, not a curated record. NCBI's taxonomy places the organism in Eukaryota, Metazoa, Chordata, Mammalia, Diprotodontia, Vombatidae. The coding region runs from base 250 to 948 and encodes 232 amino acids.